This is a messenger RNA of Pseudopipra pipra, 428 nucleotides long. RefSeq names its product RNA polymerase II, I and III subunit K (gene POLR2K). Gene Ontology annotation, cellular component: RNA polymerase II, core complex; RNA polymerase III complex; RNA polymerase I complex. Gene Ontology annotation, molecular function: zinc ion binding; DNA binding. The transcript is spliced from 4 exons. The record is from RefSeq and is a predicted model, not a curated record. Gene Ontology annotation, biological process: DNA-templated transcription. Bases 117 to 293 code for a protein of 58 amino acids. Lineage: Eukaryota; Metazoa; Chordata; Aves; Passeriformes; Pipridae.
GGUGCGGAAUUGUGGCGGGAUGGAAAGCCUGGGCCGGAGGGUAGGCUGCCCGGUGGGUUGUGAGAAGGGCUGUCCGUUCUUCUUCGUCGGCUCUGCGGGACGUGAAGGAACGGAACAUGGAUUCACAGAAGGAUGUUCAACCUCCAAAGCAGCAGCCAAUGAUUUACAUUUGUGGAGAAUGUCAUACAGAAAAUGAAAUAAAGGCAAGAGAUCCUAUCAGAUGCAGAGAAUGUGGCUACAGAAUAAUGUACAAGAAAAGGACAAAAAGACUGGUGGUUUUUGAUGCCCGAUGAUAUCUGCUGAAGAUACAGUGACUUCAUGAUGCAGUUUAAUCUUUCUGAUAACUUUUCUCUGUAAAACUAUUUCUGUACAAAUGCACACUCAUAUUUGUGUUUUAAGAGAUUAUUAAAGUUUACUGUAAUACUAAA